ACAGGCUAGGGAACAGAGCAACAGCAGCAGCAGCAGCAGCAGAGCCUAUUUCGUGUAAGGGCAAACAUUUAGAGGAGGCGUUCGAGAGAUGAACACACAACAUGCGAUUCUAGGAGCCGCCGUGCUCGGCAUGCUGCUCGCCUUUGGCUGCACGCUGCCAGUGCUGGACGCCAGCUCCGGGCUGGACAAUGCCACGCUCGAGCAGCUGCAAACGAAUCUCAAUGAUACGCCCAAGAAUCUCUACGUGGUCAAGGCAGUGGUCUAUGAGAUAGGCAUACUCACCGAGGUGGGCGACAAUGAGACGGACUUUGAGAGUCAGGAGCGUGUGGAUCUGACCUUCUACGAUGCGCACACCAAUCAGAGUCACAUUGAUCUGGGCAACAUACCGCUGCCCAUUCAGACGAACGUCUCCGGCCAGGUGCUGACGGGCAUUGCACCGAUCAACAUUGGCGCCUUCAGCAGUCCGCAAGAGCUGCUGCAGACGCUGCCAUUGACGGGGAGCAUUGUCAAUAUAACGCACAGUGACACGGCCUUCUACCAGCUGACUAAGUCGAAUACGAGCGAAUUCGAGAAGCCACAGCUGCUCAGCGAGGAUGCGUUGGCCAAGCUGACGCACGCCUCCGAGCUGUUCCCGCCCAACGGCUCGCUCAGCGGCCUGGGCGUCGCUGCCUCCUCCAAUGACUUGGACAACAGUUCGGAGGAGCAAUAAGUUGAAGCUGGACUCAAAAUUGAAAUUCUGAUAACGAAGUAAUGCAGUGCGUUGUGCUCCACAUCAUAAGACCCACAUACAUAUCACAUAAGCUUAUUGUUAAACGUAGUGAAUAAGUGUUAUUAGCGACAGUGUUAGAAAAGACUGCAAGAGAUGGAGUCCGUUAGGUAACAUACAUAUCUAGAACUAGUAGAAAGUACCGCCCCAAAACAUUGACUUUGCCAUAGUCAACUCACUUUUGUAUACGUAAAAAUAAAAGAAAAUGCAGCAAAGCAGCAACAACUCUUAAAAAAAAAUGUUCGAU
Drosophila hydei is the source of this 1013-nucleotide messenger RNA. RefSeq lists its product as uncharacterized. The record is from RefSeq and is a predicted model, not a curated record. Bases 89 to 709 code for a protein of 206 amino acids. The transcript is spliced from 2 exons. Lineage: Eukaryota; Metazoa; Arthropoda; Insecta; Diptera; Drosophilidae.